Durusdinium trenchii is the source of this 2008-nucleotide messenger RNA. Lineage: Eukaryota; Dinophyceae; Suessiales; Symbiodiniaceae. The record is from the annotation of a GenBank genome assembly.
GGAGCGGGGUCGAAAAGGGAAGCUGCCGCAUCCGUGUUUUUACAUGUCAAGAAACCGGAGGACAAUGAAGCAGCGGAGUGGUCCAACUCAGUGGGAUUGCGGUCGACGAAGACUGGAAGGCCGCCGAUGACACUCAACUGUCAGAGGCCAGCGCAUUGACCUAUCCACAAUGCAGGGCCGCUCGUCAGCUGGAGCUUGGAGGCCAACGCUGCUAGGUUGGAGGCUUUGGCCUCAAACACAGGUUUUGAGCCCCGCACGUGCUGCGAUGGCGGCAGUGCCUCGUGCAAAAGCACGCUUGUCCGAAGCGUUGGCACAAGGACAAGCGCUGAAAGUUGAUCAGCUGAAAAGGCUCUUUGGAGAGGAUGGCAUUGAAAUCUUGUACGAACAUGUGAAACCCAACGAAGCCGGAGAGAUUCCAGCUGACCAAUUGCUCGAGUGGCUGUACGGAGAUGGUCAAGGUGCCAGAAUGCUCCCUCACCUCGAAGUGCCGGGCGGUGCCACACCACGUGGUGGAGGAGACAGUCCGGGUGGCAAGUCCGCCCGAACUGAGAAAGACAUUGAAAAAUUUGGCAUGCUGAUGGAAAUGAGCAAGACAGAUGAAGCUUUGGCCGAAUACCGGGCCAUGGCCAAAGAUUUGGCUGAAGAAUUUCAGGACAAAGUGGCCAAUCCCACAGCUGAAGCCUUCAUCGAGCAGUUGUGUGUGGAAAAAAUCUUGCAGGGCGCCUUGUUCGUGGGGCAUGUCAAGACGGACUUGGACAGCAUUGCGGGAGCUAUAGGCGGCGCGUGUUUGUGGCAGGGGACCGCCACUCGCGCCGAGAUGGAUUUGAACGGGGAGAUCAUGUAUGCCUUGAAGUGGGCAGGCCUGGAACCGCCGCCCUUCUUCGACGAUCACCCCGGAGCAGCGAAACCGGAUGCCGCGGGCAAGCUGCUGCCAGUGUGCUUGGUGGACCACAACGAGGAUAAGCAGAUGGUGCCCUCCCUGCGUGACGCGCCCGACCGGAAGAAGCGGAUCAUCGGGCUGAUCGACCACCACGCGCUGGCAGAGUCCAUGGCCUCGGAAAAGCCUUUGUUCAUGGACGUGAGGCCUUGGGGCUCGAUGAGCAGCAUCGUGACCCACGCCUUCAUCCGAGGAAACCGCAUGAUUCCCAAGGCCAUCGCGCGGAUUUUGCUGGCUGCCAUCUUGUCGGACACCUUGAACCUGCAGAGCGUGACCACCACCAACGCCGACCGCUUUCUCGUGACGGUGCUGUGUAUCCUGGGCGAGUGCGACGACCCGGACGAGCUGGCACGGAAGAUGUUCCGUGCGAAGACUGAGUGGAUUGUGGGACUGGGCGCCUACGAGAUGACCCGUGGUGAUCAGAAGGACUUCACGGCCAAUGGUUGGAAGGUGGGCAUUGCCGUGCUCGAGGUCACCGACACCGAGCCGGUCCUCAAGGUCGCCGACGAACUCCUGAUGGAGUUGCGGAUUCUGAAAGUGGAGAAAGGGCAACUGAAGAACGGGCAGCAUGACCGCCGAAAGGAGUUGGACUUCGCUUAUUUGUUCGUGGUGGAUGUCACGCAGCAGCUCAGCUACUUGUUGGUGGCCGGUGGCCGCGAGCUGGCGCUCGCCAAGAGUGCCUUCCCCGAGAAGCCUUUGCGCGAGGCCAAGCCGGGCCUGAAAGCGCCAGGCAACACCAUCCGGGCAGAAGAGACGCUGAUGGAGGUCGGAGGCCUAGUCUCGCGUAAGGCGCAGUUCGUGCCGGCCUUCUUCGCAGCGCUGAAUGGGGGCUUCAGCUGUCACAAGGAACCGAACAGUACCAUCAGUGAAGAGCUGGCCGGGAUCAAGGAGGAGGAUGAGGUGCAUGCCGCCAUUGAUGCGCUGCAGAAGGAGUCCUUCCAUGAUUCCGUCCAGGUGGUGCGAGAUUACACUCGAUUCCGAGAGGCCCUGGACGCCAGCUGAGGUGUUCUUUCAGAAAUAAUUGGCCUAGCCACCCGCCAACCAAGUUGAUUGAAUGAAGAGUGCUUUGAC